Molecule: messenger RNA, 2965 nt
Organism: Lagopus muta (rock ptarmigan)
Lineage: Eukaryota; Metazoa; Chordata; Aves; Galliformes; Phasianidae
Gene: CTBP1
Product: C-terminal binding protein 1
Exons: 10
Coding region: 339-1679 (446 amino acids)
Molecular function (GO): transcription corepressor activity; oxidoreductase activity, acting on the CH-OH group of donors, NAD or NADP as acceptor; NAD binding
Source: RefSeq, a predicted model, not a curated record
CGAUUGUCCAGGCUGCGUUGUCUGCUUUCCUGUCAUUGUGCCUCGCGUUCUUUUAAUUCAGGGCAUUUUUUAACUUUGUGAAAGUUUGCCAUUAUUUAAAGCCCGGAGCGGGUGGGAAGAGCAGAGCGGCGAGGCUGGAGGAGCGGGGACUUGUUCAUCUCAGCCUGAUCUUGUCAGUAACAGCCGAGCAGAGGGAGAGGGAGAGCAACUCCGGCUGGGGCAGCGCUCCAAAGGUAAAAAAACCAAAGUUUAUAAAAGGCAGAAAACAUUUCUGAUUUGUGGCUGACUUGAAGUCCAUCAUCAAACUGUGCGGAGACGUUCUCUGAGCUUCCCCUCUUAUGUCUCUCAUGGACAAACACAAAGUGAAGCGGCAACGGUUGGAUCGCAUCUUUGAAGGCAUUCGACCUCCGAUCAUGAAUGGGCCCAUGCACCCACGCCCGUUGGUAGCAUUGCUGGAUGGCAGGGAUUGUACAGUAGAAAUGCCUAUUCUGAAGGAUGUAGCCACAGUGGCAUUUUGUGAUGCUCAGUCUACACAAGAAAUUCAUGAGAAGGUACUAAAUGAAGCAGUGGGUGCACUGAUGUAUCACACUAUCACUUUAACACGAGAAGACCUGGAGAAAUUUAAAGCACUUCGAAUAAUUGUCCGAAUCGGCAGUGGUUUUGAUAAUAUUGACAUCAAAUCUGCUGGAGAUUUAGGGAUUGCAGUGUGUAAUGUGCCAGCUGCCUCUGUAGAAGAAACAGCGGAUUCUACCAUGUGCCACAUUCUGAACUUGUACAGACGAACCACCUGGCUUCACCAGGCUUUGCGGGAAGGCACGAGAGUACAAAGUGUCGAACAGAUUCGGGAAGUGGCUUCUGGAGCUGCCAGGAUCAGAGGGGAGACCUUGGGCAUUAUUGGAUUAGGGCGUGUUGGGCAAGCAGUAGCACUACGUGCCAAAGCCUUUGGCUUCAGUGUGAUUUUUUAUGACCCAUACCUCUCAGAUGGCAUGGAGCGUGCUCUGGGACUGCAGCGGGUGAGCACUUUGCAGGACCUGCUGUUCCACAGUGACUGUGUUACCCUGCACUGCAACUUGAAUGAACACAAUCAUCAUCUUAUUAACGACUUCACCAUAAAGCAGAUGAGACAAGGGGCUUUCCUGGUCAACACAGCUCGAGGUGGGUUAGUAGACGAAAAAGCACUUGCACAGGCCCUGAAGGAAGGAAGGAUACGAGGGGCAGCCUUAGAUGUACAUGAGUCAGAACCAUUCAGCUUUAGUCAGGGCCCCUUGAAGGAUGCACCAAACCUGAUCUGUACCCCACAUGCAGCCUGGUAUAGUGAACAAGCCUCAAUUGAGAUGCGGGAGGAAGCAGCGCGAGAGAUCCGAAGGGCGAUCACAGGUCGUAUUCCAGACAGUCUGAAAAACUGUGUUAACAAAGAUCAUUUGACUGCAGCUACACAUUGGGCCAGCAUGGAUCCCGGAGUUGUUCAUCCAGAGCUUAAUGGUGCUGCAUACAGGUAUCCCCCAGGUGUUGUAAGUGUGGCUCCGACUGGCAUACCUACAGCAGUAGAAGGAAUUGUCCCCAACCCUAUGUCUUUAUCACACGGCCUCCCUGCUGUAGCCCACCCGCCCCAUGCUCCUUCUCCCGGCCAAACUGUCAAACCAGAAGCUGAUAGAGACCACCCAAGCGACCAAUUGUAGCCUAUGAAAACAGCAUUCCCAACAUCGGAGAUUUCAACUUCAGCGUAUGGAAAAGAAAACAACAAAACAAACACAAAACCCUGGAUUUUGAUCAAGGCAAAACCAUGAACUUAAAGGAGGAGACGAUCAUUGGUUUAGAAACUGGUCCAAUAUACAGUAUAAAAGGAAAAGGUGGGAGACAAAAAGAAGAUUUGGAAACAUUUUUUCCUCCGUAUAAAUUGUAGUUUGUCCCUGUCCAGUGAACUGAUUCACUGUUUCUGUGUCCUAUGGGUUCUUUGUUAAGCAAGAGAAGUUAGUAGUUAAUUAUAUCAUGAAUGUACUUGUCUGUGUACAGUUUUUAGAACAUUAAAAAGGGUUUGUUUGCUUAGCUGUCAACAAGGAAAAACGUAAGGGAGGCAUUCAGCAAACCAAUUUUGAGAUUAAAAAUCCUUUCUUUUAUAUUUUAAAACAUGCCCCAAAAUGAGGCAGUUGGCAAACUUCUCAGGACAAUGAAUUUUUCCCAUUUUUCUUUCUACGCCACACAGUGCAUUGUUUUUUCUACCUGCUUGUCUUAUUUUUUAGAAUAAUUAAGUAAACAACAGAAAAACCAUUUCUCCUGAUUUUGGCAUGAAUUCCCUUGUUUCAAAAUGAAGACAACCUUGCAAAGAGAUUUUGAGGAAAAAAAAAAAAAAAGGUUUUGUAUAAACGAGCAUUGUGCUUUUUGUCACCAGUUAAAGUAUAUAUUAUUGGUGGUAUGAGAAAAAGGCACUAGACUACUGAAAAGUAGCAGCAUUUCAUUGCCUACAUUGAUUCCUUCCUGGUAAUGUGGUAGGCUAGCAAUAUUUUGGUUAAAAUCAUGUUUGUGACUGUAACCAUUUGUAUGAAUUAUUUUAAAGAAAUAAAAAUCCCAGACAAAUACCAUAUGUGUAAAAAUUUUUAUUUCUAGUAACUGUUUAUUCAACUUUUAUUAGGUUUCUUAGCUGUAAUUUUUAAACAGAUGCUGUCAAGUAUUUCAUUUCUAGCUUUACUUUGCUCUCUGUUGUUUGUAAUACCGUCUUGGAAGCUUGAAAAAUAAAAGAAAAAAAAUUUCUUUCCAUGCCAUUUUUUCCCUUUACAUUUCGUAAAUGUCGAUCUUCUUUCCUGUGUUUCUAAUGGAGUUUGAAAUUAAGAUGGAUUUUGAUUUGUACGUCGGCAUCAUCAGCUACAAUAUGGUAACAGCGUUUGUGCCACCACUGUGGGCAGAGCAGAGCAGGUACAACAGCACCACGACAAUAAUAAUAAUAAACGUCUUUUGCCGAAGUCCAACA